GCAAUCCGCACAUGCGCAAUACACGGAGCACGUUGAAAUAAAAUGUGAUUUUGAACCAGUGAAAUACUGACACACCGUAUGAAGUGAACAGUACCGAAAACAUGACUACAGUUCGGCACCUGUCGGGAUAUUUAUUUCUUUCGGCAUUAUUUAUUAUUGAUGCAUAUUGUGGAGUUAAUGAAGAUACAGCAUUCGAUGCAGGAAAUGGUGUUUCUAUGACUUUUGCAGAGGCUAAAGCACCAAGAUUUUUGCUGUAUAAUGUAAACUAUGGUGAAGGUUUUAACCUAAGAAGAGAUGUGUAUAUGAGAAUAGCUAAUCUAGUCAGAGUUUUAAAUGAAGAAGAACCGUGGAUAUUGGUAUUACCUCCCUGGGGCCGACUCUAUCACUGGCAAUCAAAAGAUAUAAAAAAUCAGAAUCGAAUACGUUGGUCUCUUUUCUUCGAUGUUUACAGUUUAAAGAAGUUUGCUCCUGUGGUAGAAUUUGAAGAGUUUUUAACAAUGAGUAAAGAACCUGUCAUAGAUGAAGUUUAUUAUUUACAAAACUAUAAAGAAGGUUGGACUGAAUGGGAAGAAAAGAUGGACUUUAGACCAUGUAAUGAGAAUAAUCAUUAUUAUUGGAAGAACUUCGAAACUGGAAAAUGGGAUUCCUGGUUCUUUGGAUAUGAAGAUCAAGUGACUGCAAGUAAAUUUCAGUGUGUGUCAUUCAUGGGCCAUGCAAGCUUUCUGAAACCAUUUUUACUGAAAAACACAACUGCAAGGUCAGUCAUGAUAGAAAGAGCAGAAACAGUUUUACAUGAUCAAUUUGGAAAUAGUGAAUAUUGGCAGGCAAGACGUAGUAUGGUCUUUUCUACCACAUUGAGGGAUAUUGGUAAUGAAUUCCGUGCCAAAUAUUUAGAUUCUACAGAUGAAAAGGAUAAUACUAUAUUUGAAGAAGAUUGGACAAAAAUGAAGAGAAAACAUGGAGAGGCUAAAGGUGGGCAAUAUAUUGGUGUUCAUCUACGAAGAAAAGAUUUUUUACGAACAUCCAGACAUUUACCAUCAUUAAAACAUGCAGCUAAACAAAUAGAAAAAUUGUUAAUAAAAUAUAAUUUAUCUAAAGUCUUUAUAGCAACUGAUGCACCUAGGGAUGAAUUUGAAGAAUUAAGUGAAUAUUUAUCUGAUUUUGAAGUAUUAGCAUUUAAUCCUACAUCAGAAGUUAGAGAAGAAUAUAAAGAAGGUGGCUUAGCUAUAAUAGAUCAGUGGAUAUGUGCUCAUGCUAGGUAUUUUAUAGGAACUGAAGAAUCUACCUUUUCUUUUCGUAUUCAAGAAGAACGUGAAAUCCUUGGCUUUGAUCCAGAAAUGACUUUCAAUAGACUAUGUGAUGAUAAAGAAAAAUUUGAUUGUGAAAAAUCAUCAAAAUGGACAAUUACAUACUGAAAUUCAAAGAAUACAUUUAAUUGUUAAGGUGACAAAUACCUUAAGGGUUUAGUUUCAACGAAGGGCGAAGGUGAUUGUUUUAAUUUAUGUUUAGUAAUUUUUUUUUUUUCUAAUCUUGAGUUACUAUCAAAAUGGGGUUCUUUCGUCACAUCCAAAAAUCAAAUCCUUUUAAGAUCAAAUUAUUCAUUUUGUAAAUCACUGGUAGCUAAUUGUUAAAUUCCUUAUAAAUUUUAAUCAAUACAUAUUUAAAUUCUGCAGCAAUGUCUUCAGGUAAAUAUAUUUUGUGGAUAAUAAUUAUAUCAAUAAGUACUAAAUUUAUAACAUAAUUGUCCCCCCACCUUUCCAAGAAAGCAGAGGACUAUUAAAAUGGAUCUGUGCGUCACAUUUUUGGGAUACAAUAACUGCUUCUAAUUGAGCUAGAAUGUUGGAACUUGAUCACUUUGAAAAAUCUUGUGUACAUUCUUCUAGAGGGUAAAGCUAAUAUCCGAUUGACUUCAAAUUGAUUUUCAUUGAUUUCCAAUAAUUACUGUAAGAGUUAUGUCCCUUGAUCACUAUUAAAAAUCUUGUGGACAUUUUAGAGGCUAAAGUAAAUAUCCGAUUGACUUUAAAUUUAUACACUGUAUUUUCUAUGAUUUCCGAUAACUUGAACACAAUAACUCUGCUUCCAAUUGAGUUAGAAUGGUAGAACUUGGUGUAGAUGUUCUUGUCUGAGUUCGGUAAUAACACUGCCUCUAAAUGAGGUUGACUGUUCCAAGUUCGAUGAUGAGCAUUUUAUUGCAAGAUGUUUUUUUAAAAGAUAAAUGUGCAAAUAAACAAGGAGUGUCAUCUAUUUAUUUUAGGAUUGAGUUGGAGGACAUUAGCCUCACUGUUGGCUUGUUUAAUAUAUUGUUUUCUCUUCUUUGCAUUUAAUUUUUUAAAAAUCUAUUGAUUUGCCACUUUACCUGUCGGUUUUUGGAUUAAUAACGUUCAAUAAUGAUAUUUUUUUUAUUAUGAUGAUUUAAAGGUAUAUUGGCCUUUAUUCUGUAGACGUUAAAGAUUAAUCCUGUAUAUAGUAUGAAUUUAGUGGGGUUUUUUAAAUUAAUAUGUUAAAGAUUACAAAGUUUCGAAAUUCUGGUAUAAGCCUAUGUUAGUGAAAUAUCUGGUUUUUUAUUAUCUUGUUGAACAAAAAGUGGACAGCACAAAUUAAAAAGAAAUCCUAAAUAUAGCAGCCAGUUCUGUGUUACAACUGCCAAGGAAAGAUUGAGAUAGAAUUUGAAAUAGAAACAUGUGAACAUGACCGCAUAAAACACAAGUAUAUUAAAAAUCAGACUGCAGUUAGCAAUCGUAGCCUGAUAUGCGGAAUAAAAGAUUUAAAUGUUACUGUAUAUAACAAUGCAGCUUGAGCUACUAGUCACAAAAAUGAACAUUUUAUGCAGAGAAAUGUUCUGAUUUAUCUGAGGGGCAAUAUACCUUUAAUUAUCUGUGUGUUAUUGUUUUUAUUAUAAAAGUUAUAUUUUGCUUGGUUAUAUAUCAAAUUAUUUUCAGCAUAAUAAAUGGCUCUUUACACUAUUUUAUAAAUAAAUUGUUUAUUAUACAUUAAUGAACUGUUUUGUGAUAAGAAAUGUGAGCACUAUACAUUAUCAGGCCUGUUAUAUGUGCAAACUCAUGGGUUGGAAUCGGGGUUUGUGAGUAACUAGCAGUAGGGGUCGCCUGCAUAACUAUGUGACUUUUCUUCGGGUACUGGUAUUCUGGUUGCAUCAGACUAAUGUAAACCCAUGCGCUCAAGCAUGUUAUUUGUUAGUCCUGAAAUGACCUGGUUAAUGUUGAAAAUAAAGGACAAUUCCAAAAUAAA
Messenger RNA from Patella vulgata (common limpet), 3246 nucleotides. RefSeq names its product GDP-fucose protein O-fucosyltransferase 2. NCBI's taxonomy places the organism in Eukaryota, Metazoa, Mollusca, Gastropoda, Patellidae. The coding region runs from base 102 to 1415 and encodes 437 amino acids. Gene Ontology annotation, biological process: protein O-linked glycosylation via fucose. The transcript has 9 exons. The record is from RefSeq and is a predicted model, not a curated record. Gene Ontology annotation, molecular function: peptide-O-fucosyltransferase activity.